AUGGCACCAGUAGUAGAACAAGACCUUCCUCAAAACCUGCCUUUACAACGAGUACUGUCAAAUCCCGAUGGCACAAUCGAUACUCCUCCUCGAGCGCCGUCGCCUGUGCAUCAGUUCGGCACCCUUGCAGUUCAUGCUGGUACCAGACCAGAUCCUCACACAGGCGCAGUCAUUCCAGCCAUAUCACUCUCCACAACGUUUACACAAUCCUCUGUUGGAAAGCCGAUAGGGCCAUACGACUACUCAAGAGCUGGCAACCCAAAUAGAGACAACUUCGAAGAAGCAGUUGCAGCUCUUGAGCAUGCGAGGUUCGCCCUCGCCUUCUCUUCCGGCAGCGCCACCACUGCGACAAUCCUACAGUCUCUCGCCCAGGGAUCUCAUGUGAUCUCAGUAUCGGACGUAUAUGGAGGAACACAUCGAUACUUCACAAAGGUUGCGUAUGCGCACGGUGUUAAGGUUACCUUUUCACCAUCCAUAGAGCUUGAUAUACAAACAAUGAUCACACCCGAGACGAAGCUCAUCUGGAUAGAGAGUCCUUCGAACCCCACCCUCUCACUUGUCGAUAUCAGAUACAUUGCAACCGUUGCCCAUCAACAUGGCAUAUUAGUUGUGGUCGACAAUACCUUUCUUUCUCCCUAUGUACAGAACCCGCUCGAGCACGGUGCCGAUAUAGUUAUACAUUCGGUGACAAAAUACAUCAAUGGCCAUAGUGAUGUGGUGAUGGGUGUUGCAGCAUUCAACAGUGAAGAGCUGUUUGAGCGGUUGACCUUUCUACAAAACGCCAUAGGAGCUGUUCCGAGUCCUUUCGACUGCUGGCUUGCGCAUAGAGGACUCAAAACGUUACAUCUACGGGCACGAGAAGCUUCGAAGAAUGCGACUGCGGUAGCCAAAGCACUUGAAGCAUCGCCUAAUGUUUUAGCAGUCAACUACCCUGGCCUAGAUAGUUCACGAUACAGACACAUCGCUUUGAAGCAGCACAGGGAUGGCAUGGGUGGUGGCAUGCUAUCAUUCCGAAUCAAAGGCGGCCACGAUGCAGCCGAGCGCUUCUGCCAAAACACCAAGAUCUUCGCACUGGCCGAGUCACUUGGUGGCGUUGAGAGCCUAUGUGAGGUUCCAGCAGCCAUGACGCAUGUUGGUAUUCCGAAGGAGCAGCGAGAAGCUAUUGGUGUUUUCGAUGACCUGGUGAGGCUAAGCUGUGGUGUCGAGGAUAGUUCAGAUCUAGUCAAGGAUGUGCUUCAUGCAGUUGAGAAAGCUGUGGUCGGACCAAAGAUCACGAACGGUAUUACAUCAAACGGCACAGGAUAG
Lithohypha guttulata is the source of this 1305-nucleotide messenger RNA. It is a transcript of the gene CYS3, whose product is annotated as cystathionine gamma-lyase cys3. NCBI's taxonomy places the organism in Eukaryota, Fungi, Ascomycota, Eurotiomycetes, Chaetothyriales, Trichomeriaceae. The transcript has a single exon. Gene Ontology annotation, cellular component: cytoplasm. The coding region runs from base 1 to 1305 and encodes 434 amino acids. Gene Ontology annotation, biological process: transsulfuration. Gene Ontology annotation, molecular function: carbon-sulfur lyase activity; pyridoxal phosphate binding. The record is from RefSeq and is a predicted model, not a curated record.